Molecule: messenger RNA, 4481 nt
Organism: Manihot esculenta (cassava)
Lineage: Eukaryota; Viridiplantae; Streptophyta; Magnoliopsida; Malpighiales; Euphorbiaceae
Exons: 12
Coding region: 300-3716 (1138 amino acids)
Biological process (GO): peptidyl-threonine phosphorylation; peptidyl-serine phosphorylation
Molecular function (GO): ATP binding; protein serine/threonine kinase activity; protein binding
Source: RefSeq, a predicted model, not a curated record
CCCGCCUCUUUAAAUUAUAGCUUGCACUGAUUUUCUGCAUUCUAGGGUUUUCUCUUCUUUUAACUUAAAAAGGGAGCGGUUCUCGUCUCUAUCUUCUCCGUCGACCGCUCCUGUCCAUUUUUCUCCUCACCUUCCUUCUCAUUUCAUGCAAUCUCAUGCUCGCAUUACACCACUGAGAACAUCUCUUUCUAUCUUCACUAUCACAACAUAUCCCCAAGCCUUUUUCUAGAGAAAAUUUUAAAAAAAUCCACAAGUAUUUCCCUCCCGACAAACACCCAAGUAAGUUUCACGAUUAUCCAAUGCAACUCUCUGUCCGCACCGAAACCAAUUCAAAUGCCAUCCAAAACCUCGAAGACCCUGGAUCCCCAAAAUCUACUUUGGCAGAGGCUAAUUCUUCCUCCGCAACUGCAGCUUUGGUGGCGGCGGAUGAUGAGGACAACAAUAAAACGGAUGAUAAUCUAGCUGACGAAUUGGUUCUCGAUGUUAGAGGGAAAACCCUGGAAUUUGAUUUAUUAGAGAAGGUCGACGAUUCCGUGGAGGGGUUGUAUUUGUACAAGAACGCAUUUAGUUUGGUUCCGAGAUCUGUGGGAAGGCUGGGGAAAUUGAGAACGUUGAAGUUCUUUGGUAAUGAGUUGAAUUUGUUUCCACUGGAAUUUGGAAAUUUAGUGGGAUUGGAGCGCUUGCAAGUAAAAGUUUCAUCGCCGGAGCUGAAUGGGUUAAGCUUGAAUAAGUUGAGAGGGUUGAAGGAGCUUGAGCUGUCAAAAGCUCCCCCGAGACCCUCCGUUUUCACGAUUUUGAGCGAGAUUGCUGGGCUGAAGUGCUUGACCAAGCUUUCUGUUUGUCAUUUCUCCAUAAGAUACCUUCCUCCAGAAAUUGGAUGCUUAAAUGGCCUGGAGUAUUUGGACCUUUCAUUCAACAAAAUAAAGACUUUGCCUAUUGAAAUUAGUAAUUUAAAUGCAUUGAUAUCAUUGAUAGUUGCAAAUAAUAAAUUGGUUGAACUGCCCUCUCGGUUGUCCUUAUUGCAAAGAUUGGAGAACUUGGACCUGUCAAGUAAUAGGUUGACGUCAUUGGGGUCUCUUCAGCUGGACUUAAUGCAUAACCUUCAGAAUUUAAAUCUUCAGUACAACAAGCUUCUCAGUUGUUCUCAAAUACCAGCAUGGAUAUGUUGCAAUUUGGAAGGGAAUGGCAAGGAUUUGUCUAAUGAUGAUUUCAUCAGUUCUUCAGUUGAAAUGGAUGUAUAUGAAACCUCCAUUCAAUCUGAUGAUAGAACCUUUAAGUGUAAUGGUUCUGUUAAUCCUACAUCAAGCAUAUUAACUGGAUCUUUGUCGAGCAGCAGAUGCUUUGCAACUAGGAGAUCAUGUAAGCGGUGGAGACGUCGGCAUUUUUUGCAACAAAGAGCUCGUCAGGGACGUUUGAACAACAGCAGGAAAUGGAAGGGUGAUUCGUGUGCUGAACUAUUGACUCAAAAGGAAAGUGAUAAUUGCAAUCCAAAUAACCUGAAUUUGCUGCCUUCUGAAAAUUGUGAAGAAGGUACCUCAGAUGUCAUAGGUCUGGAUGAUGACAAUGAAGAUAAAGUGGUAAAUUCUGGUGAAAUUGAAGCUGCAAAUUCACAUCUUAGUGGUGAUAGUGAUAGAAUCUGUUCUAAAAGGGGGUUUCACAUUGAAAAUUGCUCAAGUGACCUUAAAACCAUAGGUAAAGGUGGGGAAGAUGAAUCUUGCGUGCAUGAAAAUUCUUUAUCCUUGACACGGAAUGGGGCUGGUGGGGAAGAUGAGGGGUCAUCUUCAGAAAAGCCCAACUUCAAUUUCAAGUCAAAGAGGCAUUCUGAUAGGGAUCUUGAUAAUCCAAAACCAUGCAAGUGUCAAAGACCAACAGGAGAUGGGGCAUGUUUAUCCCGCAAGUAUAGUAACUUAUCAUUUUGUAGCAUUGAGGACCAUAUCCCAGAUGGCUUUUAUGAUGCGGGACGUGACCGGCCUUUCAUGUCACUAGGGAGCUAUGAACAAAUUUUGCAUCUUGAUUCUCGCGAGGUCAUUCUUCUGGACAGGGAGAAGGAUGAAAAGUUAGAUGCAACAGUUCUAUCUGCCCAAGCUUUGGUCUGCCGCUUGAAGAGAUUAAAUGGUUUUGUCAAGGAGAGGAAUAAGGUUGCUGUUGAUAACUUGCAGAUUGCAUCACUGCUUGCACUUUUUGUGUCUGAUCAUUUUGGAGGCAGUGACAGAACUUCUACUGUUGAAAGGACACGAAAAGAUGUGUCUGGUUCAAACUAUAGGAAACCAUUUGUUUGCACGUGUUCAACUGGAAACAAUGACGAUAUGAAUGCAACAACAAAACAUAUUCUGGGCAUUUCAGAAGAUAUUAUUUUCUCUGAUCUCUGUGAGAAAUCUUUACAUUCUGUUAAAGCAAGAAGAAAUUCCAUUGUUGUACCUCUAGGGAAUUUGCAGUUUGGUGUUUGUAGGCACAGAGCCUUGCUAAUGAAGUAUCUAUGUGACCGAAUGGAGCCACCAGUACCCUGUGAACUUGUUAGAGGUUAUCUGGACUUUGUGCCGCAUGCCUGGAAUACCAUUCUCAUAAAGAAGGGGGAUUCAUGGGUCCGCAUGUUGGUGGAUGCAUGCCGUCCUCUUGACAUAAGGGAAGAGACUGAUCCAGAGUAUAUUUGCAGGUACAUUCCACUCAGUCGGAUUAAAAUUUCUCUUUCAACUGAGGACAAGCCUGGACCUGGUUGUUCCAUAACUUCUUUCUCCACGUGCGAUGAGUUAGAAAAAACAGCUUCUAGUACCAUCAUUGAAUGCAAGCUUGGAUCAGUUGAAGCUGCAGCAAAGGUGCGAUCUUUAGAGAUAUGUGGGACUUCAGCAGAUGAAAUUAGGAGUUUUGAGUACAACUGCAUCGGGGAAGUAAGAAUUUUAGGUGCCUUGAAACAUCCCUGCAUAGUUGAAUUGUAUGGACACCAGAUAUCUUCGAAGUGGGUUCAGUCAGAAGAUGGGAAACCAGAGCGCCAGAUAUUACGGUCUGUGAUUCUUAUGGAGCAUGUUAAAGGGGGAUCUUUAAAGAGUUACGUAGAGAAGAUGUCAAAAGCUGGUGAGAAGCAUGUACCAGUUGAUUUAGCAUUGUGUAUUGCUCGAGAUGUUGCAUGUGCAUUGGCAGAGCUGCACUCGAAACACAUAAUUCAUCGUGAUGUGAAAAGUGAAAAUAUUCUGAUUGAUCUGGACAGUACAAGAGCUGAUGCAAUGCCUCUGGUGAAGCUCUGCGAUUUUGAUAGAGCGGUACCUCUCAGGUCAUUCUUGCAUACAUGUUGUAUUGCUCAUAAAGGAAUACCGCCACCUGAUGUUUGUGUUGGAACACCUCGCUGGAUGGCUCCAGAGGUUCUGCAUGCAAUGCAUAAACGUAACUUAUAUGGUCUGGAAGUGGAUAUUUGGUCAUAUGGAUGCCUGCUUUUGGAAUUAUUGACUCUGCGAGUUCCAUAUUCUGGCUUAUCUGAAUUCCACAUCAAUGACCUCCUUCAGAUGGGGAAACGACCACCACUAACUGAUGAACUGGAGACAUUAGUAUCAAUGAACGAGUCCGGAGGCACUCACUCUGACUCAGAUGUGGCAGGACCUGAGGCUGAUUUGGAAAAACUGAAAUUCCUUGUUGAUUUGUUCCUUCGAUGCACAGAAGGAAAUCCAUCUAACCGGCCAGCAGCAACUGAAAUCUAUGAAUUGUUGAUGGUGCAUACAAAUACUUGAAGGAGCUAGCUGCAUGUGUAAUUAACCUUUAGGCGUCGUCAUUCUUGUGCAUUUGUAAGUUGACCUAUUUAAAUUUCUAAAUUCCCCAAAUUUUAUUUGUUUUGAAGCUGUGGAUAAUGAUCGUGCGUAAUUAUUUGGUUAUAUGAUAAUUGUAGUCGAGGAUAUUUUAUUUAGGGGAGUUCCUGAUAUCUUUCCCCUCUCUCUAUACAUUAGUCUUUAUCUUUUUUGUAUAUAAAAUUCCAACAUAGAAGUGAAUUAAUUUUUCGUAUAUGGCUGCUGGACCAUAUAAAAGCUAUAUAUAUAUAUAUAUAUAUUUUGUUGUUGGUGGGUGGGGGACGAUGAGAGGAACAGAAUACUGAAGGUUAAGUGGAAGCAGUUGACAAAAUUGGAAGGGGCUGAAACCGUGUCGGCUGGAAUGAACGGCUGAGAGAGGCCGAAGUAUCACCUUUAUUUUUGUCUGUUUUGACGAGGACAAAUAUUUAUUAAGAGGCGGGGGAAGCAACGGGAGGGUCACGCGUGCAUUCGACCUCUGCAAAUUUGCUAUGCUGGUUCCAUCUGAGUCGGGGGCCAUGGCUCUUGAGCAGCGAAGUUGUUUACCUAUUCGCAUCCCCCAAGCCACACGGGCGAUUAUAACUGCUACAGACUGUCCUUAUCUAGAAAAGCAAAACCUUUAGGCAUUUCUAAUUUAUCAUUUGAAAUUAUAAUUUUUACUUGAAUACAUGGAGGCUAAAUGACUUCUAUGAUAUAAAUUUAUAUUUUUGUUUA